Solanum tuberosum (potato) is the source of this 3453-nucleotide messenger RNA. Its product is annotated as protein BREAST CANCER SUSCEPTIBILITY 1 homolog. Gene Ontology annotation, cellular component: BRCA1-BARD1 complex; BRCA1-A complex. The record is from RefSeq and is a predicted model, not a curated record. The coding region runs from base 253 to 3249 and encodes 998 amino acids. Gene Ontology annotation, biological process: double-strand break repair via homologous recombination; positive regulation of transcription by RNA polymerase II. Gene Ontology annotation, molecular function: ubiquitin-protein transferase activity. Lineage: Eukaryota; Viridiplantae; Streptophyta; Magnoliopsida; Solanales; Solanaceae. The transcript has 14 exons.
UUAUACAUAAGAGGGUAACUGGGUCGGACGGCCAGAAUGGAAGGAGGGCGAAAAAUGCAGAUGUUGUGGCGGGAGAGAAUAAGCGCGCUUUCACUAAAAUUUUAAAUAAUUCCCCGUUUCCCCCCAAAAAUAUAAAACAUUGUGCUGCUAAGAUUUAUUAUUAUUCACAUCUCACUAUUCAGCUUCUCUCACAAGUCACAAAUCACAGUUUUUGUAAACUACGAAGAAAUACAGGAUUUAUUGGGGGAGAAAAUGGCAGAUAUUUCGCAUCUUGAAAGAAUGGGAAGAGAGCUCAAAUGCCCCAUCUGCUUGAGUCUGUUGAAUUCUGCUGUUUCACUUACAUGUAAUCAUGUAUUUUGCAAUUUAUGUAUUCAGACUGGUAUGAAAUCUGGGUCCAAUUGUCCGGUGUGCAAAGUUCCAUUUCAUCGCAGAGAAAUCCGACCUGCUCUCCACAUGGAUAACUUGGUGAGCAUCUAUAAGAACAUGGAAAUCGCUUCAGGAGUCAAUAUGUUUCUCACUCAAUCCAAUCCUUCAUCAAAAUUGCCAGGGGAAGACACUCAAUCUAAUGGCGAAAAAAAUUGUGGAUUCCAAGAGACAUCUAAAACUGUAACAGAAGCUCCAGCGACAGGCAAUCAGAAAAGAAAAAGAGGGAAAGGUUCAAAAAAAUCUUCAGGGUGCAACAAAAAAAUUUCCGGAUCAAAUCUUAUUAGACCUUCUUUUCCGACAAAGAAGAGAGUGCAGGUGCCACAAUAUCCACCUUCAGAGACUCCACCACCUACAAAGUUAGUUGGUGGAAAUGGUAAAUCCAUCACCGAUGAAGUUCAGAAACCAUUGGUAAUUGAGAGAGACAGGUCUAUGCUAUAUGAAAAAGGAGAACCUGUACUAUCUCCAUUCUUCUGGCUGAGAGAAGAGAAUAUAGAAAGAUCAAGUCAGCAAACAGAUGGGGACAUUAUCAUGGAUACACCUCCAGCCGUUCCAUCCUUCAGCGAUAUGAAGGACUUGGAUGAUGAGGUUCACUGCGAAAUGUCUCCAAAAAGUGGACCCUAUGAUGCAGCAAGUGGAGCAGAUCUUUUUAACAGUGAGAUGUUUGACUGGACACAAAGAGCUUGCUCCCCUGAACUUUGUUCUAGCCCCUUUAAGAUGAAGCUUAAGGAUACUAUUGAUUCUGCUGGAGCUCAGGAAAAGACUCAAGCUCGCUCAGUUGAGGAAAGUGGUAUUAAUGCAUCAGCAACUGAAAACAGAACAGCUGUGGAAAAUGAAAAGGGUACUGAUAAAGGACAGCUGAGUUCACCCGCUUUAUUUCCUCCUGAAAAUAAAACCACUAGUAGAAAAGACGUUGUUUGCAAGUCUAGCAGGAGUAAGGCAUUGAGAAUUAGCCAGAAGAAACAAGGAAAAAGCAUAAUUGGAGAAGUAUCAGAAGUUCAUAAUGCUUCACCAAAAGCAGCUGAAAAAACUAUGAAGAACAAUCAGGAUAAUGCCAAUGCAUUUAUCUCGAAUAAGAAGGAUUUGAAAAACAAGAAAAAGGGUAGAUCCUCUAGAAAUGUCACUGGGUCAGUAGUAGAAGACAUUUCCACUUUAUGUGGUGCUAAAAGACUUCGCAAGGGCAAUAACUCGAAGUCCUUCAACUUGUCUACUCUUGUGAAUCAGGAAAAACACAGUGAAGGAAGUGUUGAGACACUUGACUUGAAGACACAUAAUAAACUCCGCAAGGGAUCAUUAAGUGAACAAAAUAAAAACUGUUUUGGACCAAAAGGCGGACAAAAAACUGCUGCAUGUAACAUUCCACAAACUCAAGAUGAAGCUUUGCCUUUCGAAUCAGCAAAUAGAUUGAUUCCCAUGGAUAACAGGAAACCUACUCCUAGUACAAAACUGAAGAAAUGUGAGCUCGGUAGUGGCAACAAGCUUCAUGGGAAGAAAAAAGUGAAGUUUUCUGACAAUGGGCAGCUUGCUGACAAGGAUAAUAUUACGCUUCAAAAGAUUCAGAAGAGAGUGCACAAUUCAUUGGAAACAGAGAAAUCUGUUUUGAACUUGAAUGAUUCAGUUUUGCAGAAGUGUGAGGCAAGCCAAAACCAAAUACAGUGUGCUUUCUGCCGUUCAGCAGAGGAAUCUGAGGUUUCAGGAGUCAUGGUAAGCUACCUUAAUGGAAACCCUGUCAAAGAAGAUGUCAAUGGAGCACCGGGUGUUAUACAUGUUCACAAAUAUUGUGCAGAGUGGGCCCCUAAUGUAUAUUUUGGAGACGAUGAUGUGGUCAACCUUGAAUCUGAACUGAAGAGGAGUCGAAGGAUCACUUGUUUUUUCUGUGGAGUAAAGGGGGCAGCUCUUGGGUGUUAUGAGACGAGUUGUCGCAAAAGCUUUCAUGUUCCUUGUGCCAAAUUGACACCAGAGUGUAGAUGGGAUUCUGACAACUUUGUUAUGUUAUGCCCUUUGCAUGCUAACUCUAAGUUGCCAUGCGAGAUCCCAGGAAAACAGACAAAGAUUGGAGAUAGUAUUAAAAGAAAUUCUCGUAUCCACCAACCCAAAGUCUCAGCAACACCUGAUAAUGCUGCUACUUUGCAGUGGAAGUCUCAGAAGAAGAAUAAGAACUUAGUGCUCUGUUGUUCAGCUCUAACCGCUGAUGAAAAAGAGCUUGUUUCUACAUUAAAGAGGUUGUCUGGAGUGACAGUAGUCAAGAACUGGGACCUAAGUGUCACCCAUGUCAUUGCUUCUACAGAUGAGAAAGGAGCAUGCCGAAGAACUCUCAAAUAUUUGAUGGGUGUCUUGGCUGGGAAAUGGAUAAUGAGCAUCGACUGGAUUAUUGCUAGCUUGGAAGCCACAGAAUUUAUUGAUGAGCAACAAUAUGAGAUUAAAAUAGAUACUCAUGGCAUUGUGGAUGGGCCUAAGCUUGGAAGAUUGAGGAUUUUAAACAAGCAACCAAAGCUUUUCAAUGGAUACAAGUUCUUUUUUAUGGGUGACUUUUUACCUUCAUACAAGAGCUACCUACAUGACCUUGUUAUUGCUGCUGGAGGAAUUGUCCUUAACAGGAAGCCUAUAGCAGUGGAUCAGGAAAUUCUUUCACCCGGAUGCUCUCCACCGUUUGUAAUUUAUAGUCACGAACAACUUGAUCAGUGUGAAGGAAGUGAAAAAAUUUCAAUUAUAGUGCGCAGAAGAUCUGAUGCAGAAGUUUUGGCUAGUUCAACUGGAGCUGUAGCUGCCAGCAACUCAUGGAUUCUAAACUGCAUUGCUGGCUCUAGGUUGUUGGAGCUAGAAUAGUGUAAAAUUUCUACCCAUGCUUCUCACAUCAUGCAACAAGACUUGGUCUUUUUCAUCUGUCAUUAUAUAAAAGUAAGUAUUUCCCAAAUGACUGUUCAUGUCUUUGAUCAUUCAGUUACUUGUACCCCAAAAAUCAUGUUUUUUUUCUUCUGUUGAUGUAUAAGCUAAAAAAAUUAAAUAAAAAUCCAGUCCAGUUUGCGUUUU